AUGGCACCAGCGCUGGCGCCGGCGCCACCACCCCACAAACACAAAGGGAGGGCAACGAUGAUAACAGUUAUCAUCGCUAGCUGCAUAGGCAUCUUCCUGGUGACCGGGAUUAUGCUUCUUCUCAGGUACCUCUUCCGUGGGAGGUUGUCUCGUGUGCCUCCAAGGCAAAGCAUACAACUUGGUAGCUCCGCGCCAAUGCAGUUUUCAGCCAGCCAGCUCAGAGAUGCGACUAACAACUUCACUGACCCUCUAGGCAGCGGUGCAUUCGGUACCGUGUACAAGGGUACAAUGGGAGGGAAGGAGGUUGCCGUAAAGAAGCUUCAUAGCAAGGAUGGAGUCGUAGGGGCAGCCUUCACCAGCGAAGCCCACAUGCUCAUGGCGUUCAAGCAUAAGAAUCUUGUGAAGCUGCUGGGGUACUGCAACACAGGCGACGACAGGUUGCUCUGCUUCGAGUAUCUCAGUGGCGGAAGCAUCGAUAAGCUUAUCUAUAAGGAAAGUGGGUACGUGUUAGAUUGGAGCGGACGCUACAAGAUUGUGCAAAGAAUAUGUUCAGGCCUGCACUACCUACACCACGAACUAGACCAUGAGCAGAACAUCGUGCACCUGGAUUUGAAAGCGAGCAAUGUACUGGUCAGCCACGACGGCGAUGGAGGAGACAUCACCUGUGUGAAGAUCGCCGGCUUUGGCCUCUCAAAGUUCUUCAAGGCGGAUCUAACGCACUCGUACACGGAGCAGGUCGUUGGUCUAAGGGCGUAUAUGGCACCGGAAUACCUCUGCAAGGGCAGAAUUUCGCCCAAGGCCGAUAUAUACAGCUUUGGCAUUCUUAUUCUGGAGAUAGUCACUGGGCGAUGCGCCAAGGUGGGCGAUUCUUCAGGCGACUUCAUCACUUGGGUUCAUGACGAGUGGAGAGGAGACGUCCGAGCUCUCAUGGAUGUUGAUGGCCUGUCGGGUGACUCUAUCACACAAGCCCGCAACUGCAUCGAGGUAGCGCUGGACUGCAUCCAGGAAGAACCCAACAGCAGGCCGGACGGGGAAAUGAUAAGGCAGAGGCUCUCGCAUGUAUGA
This is a messenger RNA of Triticum turgidum subsp. durum (durum wheat), 1065 nucleotides long. NCBI's taxonomy places the organism in Eukaryota, Viridiplantae, Streptophyta, Magnoliopsida, Poales, Poaceae. The record is from the annotation of a GenBank genome assembly.